AUCCCCCUCUAUCUGAUUCUUGAGAGAACUAAAUCGGCGAGCAUUCCAAGUACGAAGGAAAAUAUGCCCACUUUUCCUAACGAAUGCUUGAAAUUCUCACGUAAGAAUUUAUCUGAGAGUAAACAUGAAAUGAUAUCACCUUUCCUUUGUGGAGAGCACACAAGGAAAAUAAACACUUUCAGUCCAGUUUUAUCGAAUUUCUUAUCGAAAACUUUUGUGAUUGUGAUGAGUUUUUAGCUUUCACGAAAAAAUAAAAGAAAUUGAAUACUGUCUGGAGGAUAUUUGAGUUUUGGACGUUGUUCACUGCUGGAUUGGAACAAAAUAUUGGAAGAAAUAGAUCAUAAAUAGUUCUCCUGAAACGUUGUUUUAAUCUACCAGAUUAGGUUAUCAUUGUGUACAUUUCAUUAGUAUUCGAAUUAUAAUCACAAUGGUCGAACCUGUAGUAACACUCUCUGAUGGACCUAUUCAAGGAUGUAGGCGUAAGGAUAUACAGGGUGAGGAGUUUCUCAGUUUUGAAGGAAUACCAUAUGGAGAACCCCCUGUAGGAGAACUCAGAUUUAAGGAUCCUGUUCCAGUGAAACCUUGGAAGGAGAUUAAGGAUUGUACGAAAAUCGGUUCAGGAAGUUUGUGCAAACAACUAAAAGUUUCUGUAGAUCCUUCAACAGGUGGAUUGCUGAAAGAUUUUGUUUUGGAAGGCAGUGAGGAUUGUUUAAACUUGAAUGUUUACACACGACAGUUGAAGAAUUCCGGAAGUCAGCCGAAAGCUGUGAUGGUCUAUAUACACGGUGGUGCUUAUGUUAUGGGCAACACAAAGCACUUAGGUCCUGAAAGACUGAUAACCCAAGAUAUUGUUCUGGUCCAUCUACAUUAUCGAUUAGGAGCAUUUGGAUUUCUAGCUGUGGAUGAUCCAAAGUUAGGGGUGUCUGGCAACGCAGGAAUGAAAGACCAGGUGUUAGCUCUCCAGUGGGUGAAAAAAAACAUAUCACUUUUUAACGGUGAUCCACAUAAUAUAACCAUUUUCGGAAAUAGUGCUGGAGGUUCUUCCGUGGCAUACUUAACAUUAUCACCACUGGGAUCAGGGCUCUUCCAUAAGGCAAUCAUCCAAAGCUCUUGUGCUCUGAACAAUUCAAUAAGGAGACGCGAGAGUAACGCUAAAAAACUUGUGCAGGCUUUGGAAUGUGAACAGAGGGAUGAAGCAGCGAUUCUUCGAUAUCUUCAGAGUUUACCAGCCGAGAAAAUAUAUGAGGGUCAGUUGAAAUGCCCAGAUAUUGGAUGUCCCUCUUGCUUCAGGGUGUUCAGUCCGGGUGUGGAAUCAAAAGACAGCAAAGGUGCUCUUCUGAACGAGGAACCGGUUGAAUUGCUCAAAUCAGGACGAUACAACCAUGUGCCAAUAAUGAUAGGUUACGCGGAGAUGGAAUGCAUCUUAUUCAUGGAAUACGAUGAAAAGUGCCCUUUUAAUGCUGUCUGUUUUGAAGAAGACACACUACCGCCCGUGUGGUUCGGUUUCGAAAAGGGCAGUAAGGAAUUUUAUGAUAUGGCUAGGAAGAUAAAGAAAUUUUACUAUGGCGAUUCGGAACCGGAAUAUAUUAGCUUAGAAACUGUAAAGAUGUUCUCUGACAUGGGUAUCACCAGAGGUAUGCUAAAAACAGCCAAAUACCUUGCAGAAACAUCAAAGCAGCCAACCUUCCUUUAUAGAUUCAGUAUACCAAGCAAUCAUGGGGAGAAAUAUUCUUCAAAAAAUCUGAAUGGGGCAACCCAUGGAGAAGAACUCGCCUACCUCUUCAAAAUGAGCAGAAAAACCAGCGAUGAAAUGGAACGUCACUCGAAAAGAUUGCUUAAACUGUGGACCAAUUUCGCGAAGUACGGAAAUCCAACAUUUGAGAAGGACGAGGUUGUUUCCAUUGAUUGGAAGCCUGUGACGAAGGAUAACUUUUAUUACUUAGAUAUAGGGGAAGAAUUAUCAAUGAAGAAAGAUCCAGAAGCAGACAGAAUGGCCUUCUGGGACCAACUAUUCCAGUCCUAUCCGCAAAGUAGAGACUACUGAGUUUUUUUAUAUUCUUGAAUCUCUUGUUCUUAUUAUCUACUUAUAUAUUUUUUACCAUGAGUUAACCUGUUUUUCAUUACAUAUAACCAUAAAAA
This is a messenger RNA of Coccinella septempunctata (seven-spotted ladybird), 2139 nucleotides long. RefSeq names its product esterase B1-like. Bases 428 to 2044 code for a protein of 538 amino acids. NCBI's taxonomy places the organism in Eukaryota, Metazoa, Arthropoda, Insecta, Coleoptera, Coccinellidae. The record is from RefSeq and is a predicted model, not a curated record. The transcript is spliced from 11 exons.